GUGCUUUGAACGCAUAUUUCUGCAAUUUAUCCACUACUAUUCAAACUGCUGAAAGCUAGCAAGUUUACUGUCUUUGAACCAUGAGCCGUUGGAUCCCACUGGAGAGCAAUCCCGAUGUCCUAAACGAUUGGUCGAACAAAACAGGCCUUAUCCCUACAUACGGCCAAUUCACAGACGUCUAUGGACUUGAAGACGAGCUCUUGGACAUGGUCCCAAAACCUGUCAAAGCUGUUGUGUUGCUGUUCCCGAUUGGUGGACAGCUGGAGGAGGCGAGGAAGCAGGAGGAUGAAAAGAUCAAGAAAGAGGGGCAGGUGGAGAUUGAUCCUACGGUGUUGUGGAUUAAGCAGACGAUCAGCAACGCGUGUGGAACGAUGGGGUUGCUUCAUGCGCUGGCGAACUCUGAAGUAUCAUUUGAGCCCGAGUCUCCUCUAGCUAAGUUCAUCGACCUGUGCAAAGACAAAUCCCCCCUCGAACGCGCCCAAAUCCUCGAAUCUACUCCUCUCUUCGCUUCCGCACAUGCCUCCGCCGCCUCUUCAGGCCAGACUGCCGUCCCCGAGAAUCUGGACGUCGACCUUCAUUUCACGUGUUUUGUGCAGGCGCCAAGCGCGACGGCGAGGAAGGAUCAGACGGUGACUGGCGAAAGGAGAUUGAUUGAGCUGGAUGGACGUAGGGAAGGGCCUAUUGAUAGAGGGGAGAGCACGGAUUUGUUGAAGGAUGUUGCGAAGUAUGUGAAAGAGCAGAUGAUUCCGAAGGCGACGAGUGCGGAGUUUAGCAUGAUGGCUUUGGCGGGGUUGGAUUGAAGAGCGGUAGGAAAUCGGUUUGUGUAGGGGGUUGUUCCUCCAGGAGAAGCACUGAAAACACAUCUGUACAAUUGCAUCGCUACCCCAAUCAGAGCAUUUUAAGU
Molecule: messenger RNA, 904 nt
Organism: Stereum hirsutum FP-91666 SS1
Lineage: Eukaryota; Fungi; Basidiomycota; Agaricomycetes; Russulales; Stereaceae
Product: peptidase C12 ubiquitin carboxyl-terminal hydrolase 1
Exons: 7
Coding region: 81-800 (239 amino acids)
Biological process (GO): ubiquitin-dependent protein catabolic process; protein deubiquitination
Cellular component (GO): cytoplasm
Molecular function (GO): cysteine-type deubiquitinase activity
Source: RefSeq, a predicted model, not a curated record